Messenger RNA from Crotalus tigris (Tiger rattlesnake), 1156 nucleotides. RefSeq names its product olfactory receptor 10G6-like. Gene Ontology annotation, biological process: G protein-coupled receptor signaling pathway. Bases 183 to 1106 code for a protein of 307 amino acids. Gene Ontology annotation, molecular function: G protein-coupled receptor activity; olfactory receptor activity. Gene Ontology annotation, cellular component: membrane. The transcript has 2 exons. The record is from RefSeq and is a predicted model, not a curated record. Lineage: Eukaryota; Metazoa; Chordata; Lepidosauria; Squamata; Viperidae.
AGGUGACACACUGCAAGACUUUAUCAAGCAGCCUAGAAUAAUCAUCUCUUCAUCUCCAGUUCGGUUCUGACUACUAUUGCAUUAGAUUGAAAUCUCCAUCUGAGUGGGAUAGAAGGAAGAGGUUUAGAAGGUGUCAACAAACAUCUCAACAUGUGAUAGAAGACAUUUGAAAAUGAGUUGAGAUGGAGGGUAAGAAUCAAACAACAUUGAAUGAGUUUGUCCUUGUUGGCUUUCCAUACCCCAAUAGUCUGAAGGAACCUUUAUUUAUCUUCUUCCUACUCAUCUAUUUAAUGACACUCUUUGGCAAUCUUCUGAUCCUGUUGGUUGUGCUAUCUAAUCCCCAACUCCACAAGCCCAUGUACUGGUUCCUCUGCCAUUUGUCCUUUCUGGACAUGACAGUUUCCACUGUGAUUGUUCCAAAGGUCAUUGUUGGAUUUUUAGAAGGUGGGAGGAUCAUAUCCUUUGGAGGUUGUAUAUGUCAACUCUUCUUCUUCCAUUUUUUGGGUUGUACAGAAUGCUUCCUUUAUACACUGAUGGCUUAUGAUCGAUUUCUGGCUAUUUGCAAACCACUCCACUAUGGCAACCUCAUGAACCAUAGGACAUGUCUUUUCCUGGCCAUGGGCACCUGGAUUGGAGGAUGCCUUCACUCCGUGAUGGAGACAGCCCUUGUUUUUCGCUUGCCAUUUGGUCAGGAAAACAAGGUCAACUAUAUCUUCUGUGAUAUCCCCGCUGUGUUGAAGCUGGUCUCUGCUGACACAACACUUAAUGAGAUUGUAACCAUGGUGGAUGUUGGGCUGGUGGCCACCACAUGCUUCCUUCUGAUUUUGACUUCCUACAUGUACAUUGUCUCCACAAUUCUGAAGAUCCGCAGUGUCCAAGGUCGUAAACGGGCUUUCUCUACCUGUACUGCUCACAUAACCAUAGUGGUGACCUACUAUGUGCCUCUUGUCUUCAUCUACCUGAGACCAGGAUCUCAGGAUCCACUAGAUGGAGUGAUGGCUGUCUUCUACACUUCACUGACUCCACUUUUGAAUCCCAUUAUCUAUACAUUGAGGAACCAGGACAUAAAAUGUGCCCUUGUCAACUUGUCUAGGAGAUCAUCCUAAACUGGUUCCAUGAAUACUCCUGUAAUCUGGUAGAAUGAAUCUCCUGCUGG